CAAAUAGAAGAAUGCAGCUGCCAGAAGUCAUCUAUUUCUAAGAAUUUACGAUUCCGUCGGCUGUCAUUUUAAAUCCUUUCGUUUCUCUCCCUACUCGCUUGCCUUCUCUCCUGUAAUAGACCAAUCUUCUCUUCUGUUCUCUUCUUGCUCAGCAGUCAUGAGUGAUGUCUUCGAAGGAUACGAGCGCCAGUACUGCGAGCUCUCUGCAAAUCUCUCCCGUAAAUGCAACUCCAUUUUUAUGCUUCCUGAUGGAGAGGAGAAGAAGGAGAAGAUCUCGGAGAUAGAAUCUGGAUUGGAAGAUUGUGAUGCUUUGAUUCGGAAAAUGGACCUUGAGGCUAGGAGUUUGCAGCCGAAUGUGAAGGCUAUGCUUCUAGCCAAAUUAAGGGAAUAUAAGUCUGAUCUAAAUAAGUUAAAGAGGGAAUUUAAGAGAAUAACGUCUGGUAAUGCUGAUCAUGCUGCCCGUGAAGAGUUGUUGGAGGCUGGAAUGGCGGAUGUGCACGCGGUUUCUGCAGAUCAGCGAGAAAGAUUGUCUAUGUCAGUAGAAAGAUUAAACCAGUCUGGAGACAGGAUUAAGGAGAGUAGAAGAACAAUGCUGGAGACAGAGGAACUUGGUGUUUCAAUUCUCGAAGAUUUGCAUCAGCAGCGCCAAACUCUCCUACAUGCUCAUAAUAAGCUUCAUGGAGUAGAUGAUGCCAUUGACAAAAGUAAGAAAGUCUUGUCAUCGAUGUCAAGAAGAAUAACCAGAAACAAGUGGAUCGUUGGCUCAGUGAUCGCUGCUCUUGUGAUUGCAAUCAUCAUUAUUAUUUCAUUUAAGAUUUCACAUCACUAACAAACACUUGGAAUGAUUUGAUACCUGCUAUACUUUGUCAUGUGUAUUUUUGUAUAUAUUGUUACUUUCAUCCUCAAAGCAUCUGCUAUAUGCUGUUGAUGCUGCCUUUGAAAUCGCAUAUGUUUGCCAUUGUUUUGCUUUUCUAUAAUUUGUGCUGCUAUUUCUGGUCAAUAAAGAAAAUAAUAAAAAAGAACUCCCGAUUUGAGAAUUUUGUA
Messenger RNA from Manihot esculenta (cassava), 1044 nucleotides. Its product is annotated as vesicle transport v-SNARE 12. Gene Ontology annotation, biological process: intracellular protein transport; vesicle fusion; vesicle-mediated transport. The transcript has 5 exons. Bases 158 to 829 code for a protein of 223 amino acids. Lineage: Eukaryota; Viridiplantae; Streptophyta; Magnoliopsida; Malpighiales; Euphorbiaceae. Gene Ontology annotation, cellular component: ER to Golgi transport vesicle membrane; SNARE complex; Golgi apparatus. Gene Ontology annotation, molecular function: SNARE binding; SNAP receptor activity. The record is from RefSeq and is a predicted model, not a curated record.